This is a messenger RNA of Protobothrops mucrosquamatus (brown spotted pit viper), 339 nucleotides long. RefSeq names its product syntaxin-10-like. Bases 70 to 297 code for a protein of 75 amino acids. The record is from RefSeq and is a predicted model, not a curated record. The transcript has 3 exons. NCBI's taxonomy places the organism in Eukaryota, Metazoa, Chordata, Lepidosauria, Squamata, Viperidae.
UAGUUGAUCAUUGAGGAGCAGGAUGAACAGUUGGAGCUGGUCUCUGGCAGCAUUUCUGUACUGAAGCACAUGUCGGGGCGGGUUGGAGAGGAACUUGAUGAACAAACUAUAAUGCUAGAAGACUUUGCUCACGAGAUGGACAGCACUCAGAGCGGCAUAGAUGGGGUGCUCAAAAAGAUGGGCAGAGUCUCCCACAUGGCCCGUGGAAGACGUCAGUGGUGCAUCAUCUGCCUAUUGGUCAUCACUGGUGUGGUGAUAUUGAUCCUUCUUUUUGCUCUGUGGCCAACUGACAGAUGAACAUAGGGAAAAUGGAAACGAUGCCACCAACCCCAUUCCUUU